AUGGCCUCCCACCUCCGCCUCCACCUCGCCGCGCCGCCGCCCCCUGCCCUCCGCCAGCAGCACCUCCCCCGCCUCCGCCUGCCGCGCCCGCCCAGACUGCCCCUCCUCAGCCUCCCGUCCCCGGCGGCGCCCUCCUCCCUGCGUCCCCGCGUCCUCUCCCCUGCCCCGGCCCGGGCGAGGGUCGGCGGCGCCGAGGCGGAGGACUCGGACGGCGAGGGGGAUGCUGGUGGCCUCGUCGGGGAGGACUCGGCCGUGUUCCGGCUGGCCGACCAGCGGGUGGCCUCCUGGGCCUACUUCGCCGGGAUACUCUCCGUGGUGCUCUACGGGCUCAACGUGCUCUGGAUCGACCCCGCCACCGGGGUCGGCACCGGGUUCCUCGACGCCGUCGCCGCCCUCUCUGACAGCCCCGAGGUUGUUUUGUUGCUCCUUACCCUCAUCUUUGCUUUAGUCCAUAGUGGCAUGGCAAGCUUACGUGAAACUGGUGAGAAAAUAAUAGGCGAGCGAGCUUACCGCGUGCUGUUUGCUGGAAUAUCACUACCUCUGGCGCUUAGCACUAUUGUCUACUUCAUAAAUCAUCGUUACGGUGGUGUUCAGCUGUGGGAUGUUAAAGGCGUCUCAGGCGUCCAUGAGCUUGUUUGGCUGUCGAAUUUUGUCUCAUUCUUGUUUCUGUAUCCAUCUACUUUCAAUCUUUUAGAAGUGGCAGCUGUGGACAAGCCAAAAUUACACAUGUGGGAAACUGGAAUAAUGCGCAUCACGAGACAUCCACAGUUUGUUGGGCAGGUAAUCUGGUGCCUAGCUCACACGCUAUGGAUCGGCAACUCUGUUGCCGUCGCGGCCUCCGUCGGAUUGAUCGGUCACCAUGCAUUUGGCGUUUGGAACGGCGACAGGAGGCUUGCGUCACGCUACGGCGAAGCCUUUGAUGUCCUGAAGAAGAGGACCAGCGUCGUGCCGUUCGCUGCGAUCAUUGAUGGACGGCAGAAACUGCCUGAUGAUUAUUACAAGGAGUUCAUCCGGUUACCGUACAUCACGAUCGUGGCUCUGACCCUGGGCGCGUACUUUGCGCAUCCGUUGAUGCAGGCGGCCAGCUACCGGCUUCCCUGGUAA
Molecule: messenger RNA, 1104 nt
Organism: Triticum turgidum subsp. durum (durum wheat)
Lineage: Eukaryota; Viridiplantae; Streptophyta; Magnoliopsida; Poales; Poaceae
Source: the annotation of a GenBank genome assembly